This is a messenger RNA of Carica papaya (papaya), 1078 nucleotides long. Its product is annotated as putative adenylate kinase 7, mitochondrial. Gene Ontology annotation, biological process: nucleobase-containing compound metabolic process. Gene Ontology annotation, molecular function: ATP binding; nucleobase-containing compound kinase activity. The record is from RefSeq and is a predicted model, not a curated record. NCBI's taxonomy places the organism in Eukaryota, Viridiplantae, Streptophyta, Magnoliopsida, Brassicales, Caricaceae.
CCCUCUUAACGACCAAAACCCUCCAUCCUCGACUUCAUUUCCUCUCAACGAACUAAUCACACGCGCACACACGCUCUCUUCUCUGCUAUGAUCGCACUGAGCCACCUCGGCAGCGUCUCCACCGCCGCUGUAACGGCGGUUCCCGCUCUCUAUCAACUUCUUCGUGUCUCUAUGAGCCGGUUAUACAGCACUUUGGUCGCAGCGCAGCCGCAGCGGAACCCGGAUUACUAUCUCUACGAUGAGGAUAGCACGUCUUCUGGUUGUCGGCUUGAACUGACUCCAAUGGCUGAAACGGAAGGCUCGGUGCCGGAUAGAGGAGUUCAGUGGGCUUUUAUUGGGAGUCCACGCGCCAACAGGCACGUCUAUGCCGAGAUGCUUUCAGAGCUUCUACAGGUUCCUCACAUUUCUAUGGCAAGUCUUGUACGUCAAGAACUUAGUCCCCGUUCUUCUGUUUAUAAACAGAUAGCCAACGCGCUAAAUCAUGGAGAACUUGUACCAGAGCAUAUAAUUUUUGCAUUGUUGUCAGAAAGGUUAAAAGAUGGGUACUACAGAGGCGAGUCUGGGUUUAUUCUGGAUGGAAUUCCUCGUACACAGAUCCAAGCUGAAAUUCUUGACCAGUUUGCUGACAUUGAUCUGGUUGUGAAUUUUAAAUGCACAGAAGACUUUUUGAUGAAAAACUAUGGAGAAAAUUUCUGGAAGGAAAAGCUUCAAGCCUAUUCUAAACAGAGUAAGGCAGUUGAAGAGUAUUACAGGAAACAAAGAAAACUUAUUGACUUUCAAGUUAGCAGUGCACCUAAGGAAACAUGGCAAGGCCUCUUGACCGCAUUACGAUUACGAUAUGUAGAUGCUGCCUGUGAUUCACAAACUUGACCCCGGGAUCUAGUUUACCAUGAACUUCCUAUUCUGGAAGGUGUAUUCAUGAAUUGAUUGCUGUAUAUACAAGUACCAUAGACCUGUAAAUUGCUGUAAAUAAUGUGUUGAGAAUUGAAUUGUCAGUUUGACAGAGUUCCCCUAUUUCCCUGUUUUAAAAGUGUAAUGGAAACAUGGUUAAAAUGCAUAGAGAAAAGAUUUCUCUUUC